AUGUUGCAGUGCUGUGGUGUUGGAGGUGGCGCUUCCACGGCACCUCAGGCUCCGCAGCUGCACGGUACCGGAUCCGCUGUCGGGGCUACCACCUCCACGAGAACCACCAUCAUGCAGGACGCAGUUCUCGAAUCCAUCCUGGAUCAAAUGCGGGAGACGGAAGCCCAGCGAGCGGAGCUGGAGAGGCAGCAUGCGGACGCACAAAAUCAGCUGCGGGAAAAGAUAGCAGGACGCUAUCAGGGCCCGGAAUCGGUUGAGGCAUUACAAUCGAAGAUCCGAGAGCUCGAAAAGAAGACCGAGUUGCAGAUGGUGAAGCACGAGGAACUUUCGCUGGAGCUAACUAGUCUGAGACGUGCGCGCAGUAGGGGGCCGGUCGUGGGACAUGUUACGUCCACGAACGCUCCUACAUCCACUUGGCCGCCGGCCGGAUCUGAGAUUGAUAGACUCAUGGCCAAGAUUGAGCAAGAUAAAGGCUCCGUCAGAAUAUUGCACGAAUUGGACCACACGCGGGGCGCGAUAACCACGCAACAACCCUCAGCCACGCAGGGAAUCCUUAGGUCCAGCUCGGAAAAUCUUCCUAACCUCGGUCAGCAUCAGCAUCCACCUCAUCCGCACGCCCUCAACCUCGGGAUGCCUACUCAGAUGAGCCAUUAUGCAGGUUCACCAAUGCCAUUAACGCCGAUGAUGCCUGGUUGUCCUCCACUGACGCCGAAUGGACCACCAUAUCACUACAGCGAACCGAUACCGCCGGCACCGUCACUUUCCAGCAGUCAGUCGCAGCCCGCUUUCCAACAGAAAAUUCAACAGUAUCAGCAAUCGCAGCAUGAGAUGUCGAGUUCUCAUUCUCAAAGCGUUCUACCAUCCCAACAAAAACAGCAGCCAACGCACACCUCACACUUCACAAGCAAUCAGUAUCAGGAGAGCUAUCCGCAUACGCAAACGUAUCAGCAACCGCUUCAGCAGCAACAGCAUCCGGCCUCGACCACGUACCUGACAUCGGCUAGCCAGAGCGUAAUACCUCACUAUACACAGCCUGCCCAGACCGCCCAGAAUUAUCAGUUGAAUGGGAGUCAACAGGCAACGACAUAUCCUAGUUUGUCCAUGGCCUCGCAUACAAAUGGAACGUACAGCACGGGUGCGACCAGCUACAACACCCAGCUGCCGCAUCAUAACUAUACCGUGCCGCAGACGAAUAUUACGCAGACAACGUUGUCUUCGCUACCGCUGUAUUCUACCACAUCCUUUCAUUCCACCCUUGGGGGACUCACGAGCGUACCUCAGUCCGUUCUUCCUUUUUCCACCGGUCAGAGCACUUUCGCUACCAGUGGAUCGACAUACUCCACUACUGUCGGGACCAACGCUUUCGGGACGUCGGGCGUAAGCUCAGGUACUAGUUCAGGAGGCCUGUUACAAGCAAUAGGCGAUCCUCUACAAGCGAUGCAGCAACUCUCCGCCCAGUCACAGGCAAAUCAGCUUCAGCAGCAGGCGAUUAUCCAACAGAUCCAGCAGAGCUUGCGCGCCAGUUCGCCGACCGCGCCCGGUACCGCGACCGGCUACCAUUUUCUGGGUCCUAGACAAAUGCCGAAGAUUCCUACGAGUAUACUGACGAAUCCCCUGGACCGACUAACCAACACUGAGGACAUUGUACCCGAAGGUCAAGUAGACAUGUUGGAUGUACCCGGCAAGGGCAGAUGUUAUGUUUACAUAGCUCGCUUUAGCUACGAGCCGUUCCAGCACUCGCCGAAUGCAAAUCCGGAAGCGGAAUUACCGGUCCAGGGAGGCGAUUAUCUCCUGGUCUGGGGUCAGCCCGACGAUGAUGGCUUCCUAGACGCAGAGACGCUUGAUGGUAGACGCGGUCUGGUGCCUGCCAAUUUCGUACAAAAGUUGAUCGGAGACGAUCUGCUGGAAUUUCAUCAAGCUGUUCUUGGCCUCAGGGACGUAGACGAUUCCGUCUCGACAAAUAUCCCUCAAUGUUAUCUGCAAGAUAUUGAUUUAGAAUUAGCCGCGUUAGAAGAAGGAAAUCGGAAUCGUCAAGCAGAACUAUCCGCGUAUGCGGAACUCGACAAUAUCGCGGAGGAGGAUGAGCAGGAACCACCAGAAGUCUACAUGUUUUCGGACCUAGUUCCGGCGCCGCAGCACCUUACGCUUGAGCGGCAGCUCAAUAAGAGCGUGCUGAUCGGAUGGACUGCGCCAGACAAUAUGCAUCAACUCGAGUCCUAUCACGUCUACGUGGACGGCGUGCUGAAAGUCACGGUGAAGGCCACAGAGAGGACCAGAGCCUUGGUGGAAGGAGUCGAUUCUACGCGGCCGCACAGGAUAAGUGUGCGCUCGGUCACGCAUUCGAGAAGAACGUCGCGCGAUGCCGCUUGCACGAUGGUGAUCGGUAAGGACAUUGCGUUGGGCCCAACUGCCGUCAAAGCAUCAAAUGUCACAGCGACUAGUGCUGUGAUAUCCUGGCUACCCAGUAACAGUAAUCAUCAGCACGUUGUAUGCGUGAACAACGUGGAAGUGAGAACUGUGAAGCCGGGCGUCUACAGACACACCAUCACCGGCUUGGCCCCGUCAACGAUAUACAGGGUGACCGUCAAGGCGAAGAAUCUGCGGGCAACGCAUUUUGAGGAUCAAAAUGCUCAGGCAGCAAACAACUUAGCCUGUCACGUCCAUUUUAAAACAUUGCCCAAAGGAUUACCAGAUCCUCCGGUCGAUAUCCAGGUGGAGGCUGGACCGCAGGACGGCACUUUGCUAGUGACCUGGCAGCCUGUUGCCCUAAACGGUUCGGCCGUCACCGGUUACGCGGUGUACGCCGAUGGUAAGAAGGUCACCGACGUUGACAGCCCCACCGGAGAUCACGCGCUCGUCGACAUACACAAGCUCAUGGGUCUCAAUCCAAAGCACAUCACCGUCAGGACUAAAAGCAGGGAAAGUCAAUCGGGCGAUAGUUGCGCAACAGCAAUACCCUGCAGCGUGCUUCGGGGUGGUCCUGGCACUCACAUGCCGCCACCCCAUGGUGGACUUCCGCAUAUGGUGGAUCAGCGGCAACCGCAACAGUCCACCAUGGGUUCCCAGCAGGAUGAUCCCAAUCGCCAUCGCAUAGGCAGCGGCGUAGCUCAGCGAUACCCAAACGCACCGGUGCCCUCGCACAUGCGACGGCACGUGAGCAACAGGGUAGACGCCCACGGUCAAGUUAUCAUCGAGACGGACGAGAAUCUCUCCGACAAAGAGAUUUAUCCCGGACAGAGCAUUCCUCAGAUGGGAAUUCCGGAAAUUACAAAAGAUUCUGCAAGCGAAGCAAAUUAUAGCGAGGAGGACGAUCCCACGCGAAGAUCGCGGGGAAUGCCACCACAGCAUCACGGUCCGCAUCAUCGGUAUGGCGCACAAAUGGAUCCACAGGGCCCGCCUGGAGCACAUAGGUCUCCUAGCAUGGGUGGUCCCAGCAGUAGACCACAAGAUCCUUAUUAUGACCAAACGGGAUCUCAAAGAGGAAGGGGACUAAUUUGUCGUGGCGGACGAUUACCACAAGCUCAAGGUGGAGCAAGUCAUCCAUCGAAUGUAGCUCAACAAAUGAAUAAAAGACAACGGUGGUUCGUGGCACUAUUUGAUUAUGAUCCUACGACUAUGUCACCAAAUCCAGAUGCGUGCGAGGAGGAAUUACCAUUUUCCGAAGGCGAUACUAUCAAGGUAUACGGCGAAAAAGAUGCUGAUGGUUUUUACUGGGGCGAGUGUCGCGGUAGACGAGGAUAUGUUCCUUAUAAUAUGGUGGAAGAACUUAAAGAUCCACCAGGUCAAGGGCAGCCUGGUAGGCGGGGACCUGCACAGAGUGAGAGAUGGGGAGACAUUUAUGCAAGCAUGCCUGUGAAAAAGAUGAUAGCCCUCUAUGAUUAUGAUCCUCAUGAAUUAUCUCCUAACGUUGAUGCUCAAGUCGAAUUAACGUUCCAAACCGGGAAUGAGAUAUAUGUCUACGGCGAUAUGGAUGAUGAUGGAUUUUACAUGGGCGAGUUGAACGGUGUUCGCGGUUUAGUACCGAGUAAUUUCCUCACUGAGGCACCCGGACAGAAUCAGGGGCAACCGCCGCAGGGUAGCAGGCGACCCGGCGGCCAGAGCCAAGGACCGGGCGCGAGGGGGCCACCGCCACCUCCUCGCGAACCACCCCCGGCCGGUCACCGACGUGGCAAAGAUGCCUGCAUUGUGCCUGUGUCUGUCCCUGUCUGUCACUUAGACUCUAGACAACUACAACAACAACCACCACCAUCACUAAUGAACAACCAACAACAUCAACUACAACAUCAAAACAAUCCACCGCAUCUAGCCUAUCAACAAGCGAAUCACCACAGCUACACGACUGUAACCACGUCCAAUCAGCAUGGGCCCAGUCACUUGCCACCCAGCGGCGGUGUCAUGGGUGCCCAUCAGCAAGGUCCCGUACUGCCCCACCUUCAGCAACAGGGGAAGGGGAGGGGCGGCGUGGUCAAUCGGAUCGCUGGUAGUAACAUGCCGGGCCAGCAUCUCCAACAGCAAGAUUAUCAAGGCCAGCAGCAAAUGAAUCAACCAUACCAGCAACAGCCGAAUCAGCCAUACCAGCAACAGCAACAGCCGAAUCAAGGGUAUUCGCAACAACCAACGCAACAAUUCCAACAACAGCAAAUGGGCCAACCACAACAGCAACUAGGCCAAUCAUUCUCGCAACAAAAUCAACCGGGCGGUCUCGGAAUGCAAAUGGGCGGUCCUCAGAGUGCCAGCAAACCUAUGAGAGGGAUACCGGCGGUGCUGCCGACAGCACAGUCCAAGACACAGCCUAAUCCAACGCAGCAACAGCAGCAGCAGCCGCAGCAACAGAGCACCGGGCCGAAUCUGAUGCAGAAAUUCACCGAAAUGGCGGGUGCGAGUGCCGGCGGCGAUAUACUAUCCAAAGGGAAAGAGCUGAUUUUCAUGAAGUUCGGAUUGGGCAAGUGAGAAGGAGCGAUCACUGACGACGUGACGAUGAUGACGAUAAUGAUGAUAAUAAUGACGCAUUGUCGCGAUCGUUUUUUGUUUCGUUCUUCUCGUGCUCCGCACGCGCGCAAGUCAAUCUCGUCAAUGUGUAAAUCAGUAUUACUACGAACGUCGUUCGACAGCAGAAAAUAUGCAACGAGGAAGCAAUCUCAUCGAACGUUGUUACUGAAGACAAAGGGGACAAGGCAAGAAAAUGCACCAUUGCUGCUGCUGCUGCUGUUGCUGCUAUUGUUGCUAUUCGCUACUAAUAAUCGUUAAUUACUGCAAAAUAAAAAGAAACCGUUGCUGGAUAAAUAUAUAUCGAGGACGAACCUUGCAAUAGAGGCAGGGAGAAAGAACGAUGCGGAUAGCUCAAAAUGAGACAAAGAUGCUUCACAUCGAGACUCAACUGAUUCUACUGAUCGAGAAGAAACAAGAGACGUACAAGAUUCAUCGAACUUUGUCUUAAUCCUCCUUUUCUGAAAUCUUCUACUAUUUCUUCUUCACGCGACGGUAGGAUCCUCGAUCGGUGCUGCGCGGUCCAUUGAAGAGAUACUUGCUCGUCCAUCGCGGAAUCUCCUAACAUACACGAGAUAGUCAAUAUUAUGCUAUCUGCGAAAUAUACUUUAAGUGACGGCAUAAAUCAUGUAAAUCGCGUAUCUGCGCGACUGUUUCUUCCAAUCUCUCUUCGUCCUCUUUGUUUUAUUCAAAGCGCCGUUCGGUUCUCGGAGUAACAAAAGAAACCUUGCAAAUUAUAUCGAGUGAGAGAGAGAGAGAGAGAGAGAGAGAGAGAGAGAGAGAGAGAGAGAGAGAAAGAAAGAGAAGGAUUCCGCGUUAAUGUAAUUUCGUAUAGACAAAAACGAAUUACUGGCAAAGCGAAGCUAGACAAGUCAAAGUUGAUCUUUCACACAGACAAAAAAGAGAGAUAAAGGCCGACCUGCAAAGGGAUAAUCAUAUCGUCAUAUAGGAGUGAGGACGCGACAACAAUGUGGGUGUGCCUUGGGAGAACCGUCUUACCCAGCAGCAACUAAUAAUCAUAUCUCUAAUCGAUAAUUCCUCUAGCUAUUUUUUUCUUUUUCUCAUGGAAAUUGAGCGCGCUAUAUCGAGAGCCGCAGCGGCGCAUAUACGAAUAAAUGAUGACGAUCUCUCGUCUUGAUAAUUUUCUCUUGUUCCCGUGUAUGUAUGUAUAAGACUGGACCCCUCCCCCCUCCUCUUCGCGUGUUCCCUCACAUUAUCCCAUGUCCUUCACUUUUAUUCCAGCAUUCCCGAAUGGACUUGCAUGCGGAUAGAAUCGUCGCAUUCGCGGGCCGCGAAAGAGAUAAAGAAAAAGAGAAAGAAAGAGAUCCUUGAACCUCAUGUUUUCGGCCGCUCGAAUGAAUCUCGAAAUCAGGAUCGCCUGUUCGGAUCGGAAAAGAAUCGAACGAAUCCAAGAUGAUGUUCGAGGAUGAAUGGCGAUGUGAUCAUUUAUCGUCGGACUUAUUUUGAAUGGCGCACAAAAAUUUGAGACGCAAUGGAAUACGAAGCAACGUCAGACCAAUGAAUCGCAGACACGAAACGCUACGAUCUUUCGAUCGGGGCGGGCGAAUCGGCCGUGUAUCAAACGAUAACUAUAUAUCAUAACUGUGUGUGUGAGAGAGACAAUUCAGAUGGAACGGGAGAUCAUAGUACUAAAUGGU
This is a messenger RNA of Atta colombica, 6644 nucleotides long. RefSeq lists its product as uncharacterized. The transcript has 16 exons. NCBI's taxonomy places the organism in Eukaryota, Metazoa, Arthropoda, Insecta, Hymenoptera, Formicidae. Bases 1 to 4950 code for a protein of 1649 amino acids. Gene Ontology annotation, biological process: neuromuscular synaptic transmission. The record is from RefSeq and is a predicted model, not a curated record. Gene Ontology annotation, molecular function: protein binding.